Polistes dominula (European paper wasp) is the source of this 3114-nucleotide messenger RNA. RefSeq names its product nuclear transcription factor, X-box binding stc (gene stc). Gene Ontology annotation, cellular component: nucleus. NCBI's taxonomy places the organism in Eukaryota, Metazoa, Arthropoda, Insecta, Hymenoptera, Vespidae. Gene Ontology annotation, biological process: negative regulation of transcription by RNA polymerase II. The record is from RefSeq and is a predicted model, not a curated record. Gene Ontology annotation, molecular function: zinc ion binding; DNA-binding transcription factor activity, RNA polymerase II-specific; RNA polymerase II transcription regulatory region sequence-specific DNA binding.
CAACAUGGCAGAAAUUAUAGAAAAUAUUCAAAUGCUUCUGAAGAAUCAGGAGGUAUGUUUUAUAAUCCUAAAAAUAAUGCAACCAACGAUGAAACUCAGAGGAAUGACAAAUUGAUGAAUGUUGAUGCAAAUAAUGUCAAUGCAAAUAAAACUAAUGUAUCUAACAUCGAAGAAGAACAUGAAAUCAAUGAUCAUGUAAAAGCUGAUAAAGAAAAUACCGAUGCUACUGGUGGAACUACGAGUCAAAAUUAUGAACAAUCGAGUAGAAAUAAUUAUCAACGUCAUAAUACUAAUUAUGGAACACAACGUAUUCCUGCUAAAUAUGGUAAAAAAGUAUCAAAUGAUCGGAAAAUUGGUAAAUAUGAUAAUAAUUAUCGUGAGAGAAAAAAUAAUUAUCAGGAGUAUAAUAAUUACAAGGAAAGACAUGAAGAAAGUAAAGUAGAUACUACUAAGGAUAAAUAUAAAAACAAAGAUAUAAAUCAAGAAACUAAAUCGAUAGAAAUUGUUAAUUGGAGACAAAAGGGAGAAAACAAUGAUAAAAGUAAUAUUACUAAACGAAAGACGAAUAAAAAGCACGAAGAUGAUGAUGCAAGUCAAAGAGAAAGAUUAACAGAUCAGUUAAAUAGAGGACAAUUGGAAUGUUUAGUAUGUUGCGAAUAUAUCAAACAAAAUGAUUACAUUUGGUCUUGUUCCAAUUGUUAUCAUGUUUUACAUUUAAAGUGUAUCAAAAAGUGGGCAAAAUCUUCUCAAGCAGAAAAUGGUUGGAGAUGUCCCGCGUGUCAAAAUGUGAGCACUAUGAUUCCUGAAGAAUACUUUUGUUUCUGUGGGAAAACAAAAAUGCCUGAAUGGAAUCGCAGAGAUAUGGCUCAUUCUUGUGGUGAAGUUUGUGGAAGAUCUCGAAUCAAAAAUAACUGCCCUCAUAAAUGUACUUUGUUGUGUCAUCCAGGAUCUUGUCCGUCAUGUAUAGCAAUGGUAACAAAAAAUUGUGGUUGUGGUAAAACAUCACAAACGUUACAAUGCUGUACAUUAACACUAUUACUCUGCGAUUCUAUUUGUGGUAAAUUAUUGAAUUGCGGAGAGCAUAAAUGUGAAAAUAAAUGUCAUCAUGGGGAAUGUGAACCUUGUAAUAAAGUUAAACAACAAGAAUGUUAUUGUGGAAAAAGUAAAAGAGAUGUAACUUGUCAAUCUGACGUAUCUUCAACAUAUUCCUGUGAAAAUACCUGUGAUAAGGUAUUAGAUUGUGGAAAUCAUAAAUGCAAAAAGCCUUGUCAUUCCAAUUCAUGCGAGCCUUGUGCAUUUACACCUGAUAAAAUUACAACAUGCUGUUGUGGACGAACACCACUGUCAGAUGAAAGAAAAUCUUGUUUAGAUCCAAUUCCAACUUGUGAAGAGAUAUGUUCUAAACGUCUUAAUUGUGGUCAACCUAGUAAUCCACACACGUGCAAGGUAAAGUGUCAUCAAGGAGAUUGUCCUGAAUGUGAUUUAACAACGGACGUUAAAUGUCGUUGCGGUAAUAUGGAUAGAGAAAUUCAAUGUAAAGAUUUAACGACCAAGGCGGAUGAUGCACGUUGUGAAAAGAAGUGCAUUAAAAAGAGAUCUUGCGGAAAACAUAAGUGUAAUCAAAUGUGUUGCAUUGAUCUUGAACAUAUUUGUCCUUUACCUUGUUCUAAAACAUUAAGUUGCGGUAGACAUAAAUGUGAACAAACCUGCCAUAAAGGUAGGUGUCAACCUUGCUGGCGAAGUAGUUUUGACGAAUUGUAUUGUGAAUGUGGUACAGCUGUAAUAUAUCCACCUGUACCCUGUGGAACUAGACGACCCAUUUGUAAUAAACCUUGUUCACGUGAUCAUUCUUGUGGUCAUGAAGUAUUUCAUAAUUGUCACAGUGAAUUGACAUGUCCCCCAUGUACUUAUCUUACUGAAAAAUGGUGUUAUGGCAAGCACGAACUUAGAAAAGCUGUUCCAUGCUAUUUUAAUGAAAUUUCAUGUGGCUUAAUGUGUAAUAAGCCUUUGUCUUGUGGAAGACAUAAAUGUAUAACUACAUGUCAUCCUGGAUCAUGUGAAAAGCCAGGACAGCAAUGUGUUCAACCAUGUAAUACAUUAAGAGAAUUAUGCGGGCAUAUAUGUGCGGCUCCAUGUCACGAGGGCAAAUGUCCUGAUAUACCUUGUAAAGAAAUGGUUAAAGUAACGUGUCAAUGUGGACAUAGAAGUACAACCAGAGUAUGCGAAGAAAAUUCGCGAGAAUAUCAAAGAAUAACCAGCAACAUUUUAGCUAGUAAAAUGGCUGAUAUGCAACUAGGUCAUUCUGUUGAUUUAGAAGAACUUUUUGGACCAGGAGCAAAGAAACAAAAUCAAUUGAAAAUUCUCGAAUGUAGUGAUGAAUGUAAAUUAAUAGAACGUAAUAGAAGAUUAGCAUUAGGACUUCAAAUUGUUAAUCCAGAUUUAAGUGGAAAAUUAAUGCCAAGAUAUACCGAUUAUAUGAAACAAUGGGCAAAAAAAGAUCCUCAUUUUUGUCAAAUGGUUCAUGACAAAUUAACAGAAUUAGUUCAACUAGCAAAGACUUCUAAACAAAAAUCAAGAAGUUAUUCAUUUGAUAGUAUGAAUAGAGAUAAGCGUCGUUUCAUUCACGAAUCUUGCGAACAUUUUGGUUGUGAAAGUCAAGCAUAUGAUUUGGAACCAAAAAGAAACGUUGUUGCUACUGCUGUAAAAGAUAAGUGUUGGUUACCAAGUUAUAGUUUAUUAGAAAUUGUGCAAAGAAACAAUGGACAAAGAAAAGUUCCAGGCCCGAUAUUGAAUACUACAAAAGCCAACAGUUCAAUAAAGACAAUCUUAGCAUUACCUGCAAAAAGAAAUCAACAAGUUGUACCAACUCCAUCAACUUCUUCAAGAUCACCAGAACCAGAACCAGAAAUAGAUUAUUUCUAUUAUAAAGGGGAUUGAAUUUAGAAAUUUCUUUUAAUCGGGAUUAACGUUAAUACAAUCAAGUAAGUAUCAUGAAAAGUGACAAUGUUUUACAAGAAUACGUUUAAUGGAUAUAAGUUAUAACAAAAAUCAUAGAAAUUUUCAAACAUAAUUAAUACAAACACACACACACACAUAUAUAUAUAUAUAUAAUCA